Ostrea edulis (European flat oyster) is the source of this 1133-nucleotide messenger RNA. RefSeq names its product AP-1 complex-associated regulatory protein-like. Bases 114 to 908 code for a protein of 264 amino acids. The record is from RefSeq and is a predicted model, not a curated record. Gene Ontology annotation, biological process: negative regulation of substrate adhesion-dependent cell spreading; negative regulation of cell motility; regulation of Arp2/3 complex-mediated actin nucleation. Gene Ontology annotation, molecular function: AP-1 adaptor complex binding. Lineage: Eukaryota; Metazoa; Mollusca; Bivalvia; Ostreida; Ostreidae. The transcript is spliced from 9 exons.
AUAUCGGGAUCAAGAUGCAGAAUAGGUAUAACGAAGGCGGAAGUUUGUGUCUGCCAGAGACUCAGAAAUUGAAAAUGACGAUUGUAUUGGUUGAUUUCUAACAGUGUCUUAGGAUGGGUAACUGCAUUGCCAGAUGUUUCGGCAUAUCUGAUAAAAGAAGGAAAUACUUGCGGACUCGAUACAGUGUGGAGAGAGAUAUUUCAAUUGAGUUUGAAAACCUUAUGGAAGAUGACACAGUACAAGAUGAAGUGACAAGAUUGGUGACCGAGAGAGAAAAACAAAUCUUGGCAUCCAAACAGUACACAAAUCUGAUUCAUGAGCAAAAAUGCAUUGAUGCAGAAAUAGACAAAAAGCUUUCGCAGCAAGAGGAAGAUAUUCGACUUGAGGAAGAAAAGUUUUAUGAGGCUAAACGAGAAGCAUCUCGAAUUGCAAAGUUACAAAAGGCCAAAGAGCAGAAAACAAAGGCAACAGUACAAAGGAAAUCCAGGUCUUGGUUAGGAGAAAAUGAAAAGAAUUGGGAUGUGGCUGGUGGAGAAGACGAUUUUGAGUUAUUUCUAGCCAAUGUCAAGGCAAGAUCACUGAAAACAGCAGCCAGACUUCGAGACGGAGAUGGACUAAGUUCUAACAGUUCUGGCCAGGCAACAACACUGUCGAAGGAUCGGUCACAGUUGGAUGGAUCCUCUUUGGAUUUUGAAUGGGAGCAUGAGGACGGUAUUGCACAAGUGAAUAAAGAUCAAUCAUCCACUGAAGAAAAUGUCAUUUCAUCAUCAACUCAAGAGAGACAAAGUCCUGUAAAUUCAAAUGAUUGGGAAUGGGACAAUGACUUUGUGACAGCAGAAAUUGACACAACUGAUACAGUGCAGCUUCUGGCAGCGGAAAUGGCUAUUCAGAAAACAGCUUCCCAUUGACAUAGCCGUUUUAUCAUUGAUAACAUCCACAAGAGAGCUAGUUGUAAUGGAGCACAUAAGGCCAAAGGAACACAAGUUCUUGGCAAAUGUGCCAACAGAUGUUGAAAUUGCCAAGAUUUUUGCUGCAUUUCUGUUUGUCAUGGGUCCAAUAAUAUUUAUUUUUUUCCUUAUUGAGAUGUCUGCAUGAUAUUUUUUUUUAUAAAACGGAUUAUCGUUAUACAUGUA